CGAAUCAGCGGAGAUGGGCGUCGCGCCCUGGAAACUGACCGCCAACGGUUGAACCAGAGGCGCCCAAUCGCCGUCUUUGCUCUAGUCGAGACCACGUUUCUUUCCAUCUAUACAUACACCCUGAAGCAUGCUUCCAAGGUGCUAGGUAGCCACCUUCGAUUGUGGUGUGGCAUACCUAGCGUGUGUGUGAGCGUUUGCGUGUGCAUGUGUACCUCGCCCCUCCUCCAAGGCUCCAACACUUUCUUCCUCGGCAUGGUCUGGCCCGUCACGCAGCCGUUGGAUGUUCUUGGGGCGAUCUCAGCCUCACACAAGGCGACUACCGUCGAUCAUCUCAACCGACGCCUGGUUGAUCCCCGGAGCUCGCCAUGAAUUGCUCACUCGCCAAAAGAAAGUCAGCCCGCAGAGAUAUCCUUCCCCAACCUCAGUCCGAUCUUUCAUCCACUCAAGCACAUGGCCUCAAAAAAAGAAUGUAACGUCGGAGGGUGUUUGGAGCACACGUUGGCAGCUCGAGUUCAAUAGCCUCGUUAUCGCAUCGUCUAGCAGUGUUCCGAUCUUGCCUCCCUCCCCAAACCACAAACCACUACCCACCACCCCAUCUCGUCGUCUCAAGCUGCCAUCACCGCCUCUGCCGCCACCGUUAUUGCGCCUCGCCCGCCGUUCGAUUGGCUCAGAACCUUUGCCGCUCCCUCCUUGCAUCGGGAUAUACGCCCCAUGUUCUCCCACGUUCUUGUCCAAAACGUACACGGCAAUAGCAACGGCUUGCUCAUCUCAAAUGUCGCCUUGCCUGAUGCGGCGAAACCAGCCGAGUCGUGCUGUCCACCAACUCCAGCUUCACCCUCCGAUUCAACCCAUUACCGGAAGAACAAAGCCGUCACCGAAAACGGCCAUCAAGGGGUGAAACCAGCUCCACGAACCUUCGAUUCACUCGUUCCAUGCUUCUAGAAACCUUCGGAGGACAGGACAGGCUUGAACGUCUGUGCUCUCGCUGUCGUCUCCUU
Molecule: messenger RNA, 998 nt
Organism: Colletotrichum acutatum
Lineage: Eukaryota; Fungi; Ascomycota; Sordariomycetes; Glomerellales; Glomerellaceae
Exons: 1
Coding region: 281-898 (205 amino acids)
Source: RefSeq, a predicted model, not a curated record